Molecule: messenger RNA, 1425 nt
Organism: Sporothrix brasiliensis 5110
Lineage: Eukaryota; Fungi; Ascomycota; Sordariomycetes; Ophiostomatales; Ophiostomataceae
Product: pre-mRNA-splicing factor cwc25
Exons: 1
Coding region: 1-1425 (474 amino acids)
Biological process (GO): mRNA splicing, via spliceosome
Cellular component (GO): U2-type spliceosomal complex
Source: RefSeq, a predicted model, not a curated record
AUGGGCAGCGGCGAUCUCAACACGAAAAAGAGCUGGCACGUCGUCAACCUCAAGAACCAGCGACGAGUAUGGGAGAGCGAGCAGGCGGCGCUGGCCGAGCGCAAAAAGGUCAAUGAGCGCAUCGAAGAGCUGCGCAAAGAGCGCCAGGAAGAGGAGAUUACACGGCAGCUUGAGGCGGCCGGCGGCACCAAGCGCGUCGACCGCGUGGACUGGAUGUACCAGGGCCCCUCGACAGACAAUGGCGGCAUGGUGACGGAAGAGGCCGAGGCGUUCUUGCUGGGCAAGCGGCGCAUCGAUGCGGUGCUGCGGGGCGACGAGCACAAGCAACUGGAGAAGAAUGCAGUGCCGGACCGGUUUGCGUCACUCGACGCACCGUCGGCCGUUGGUGCGGCCGGCGCGCUUCCCACGGCAGCAUCGGCGCGCGACAUGGCCGCCAAAAUCCGCGAAGACCCGCUGCUCGCAAUCAAGCGCCAGGAACAACAGUCCUACGAGGCCAUGGUCAACGACCCGAUCCGGCGGCGACAGCUAAUGGCGGCGAUGGGCGUGGCGGGUGACGACAGCGGCGACCGGAAAAAGACCAGCCACAGCAGCAGCAGUCGCCGGUCGCAUCACCGAAGCAGCCAUCACCGCAGCAGCCACCGAGACGAUGACGACGAGCGGCGGCAUAAGAGACGGCGGCGCGACGAUUCAAGAGACCGUGACCGAGACCGAGAACAAGACCGGGGACGCGAUCGUGACUCAAGACGAGCCCGGCGGGAAUCACCAGAAGAUGACCGGCGAAGCUCGCGCCGCAAUUAUGACGAUAGAGACAGAGACAGGGGCGCGAGCCGGAGGGACGACGGAGGGCGCGAUCGGUCGCGGGACAGGCGGCGAGAUCGCAGUCCACGCGACCGCCGUGACCGUCGAGACCGGAGUCCUCGCUCACCAUCACAUUCGCGCUCCCGCUCGCCACCAAGACACGAGCGGCCGCGGGGAGAGAGAGACGACAAUGGCGACCUUUCACGUCGGGAAGCAGGCGACCGCAACGGGGACCGAAACGGUGGCCGCGACAAACGGCCGCACCGAGACAACCACGAGGACAGAAAUGGCCGUGAUCGGCGGGACAACGGACGACCGCCAUACCGCAACGGCAACAGCAAUAGCGACGCAGACGAGCGCGCGCGCAAGCUGGCCGCGAUGCAAGCCAACGCGGCCGAUCUCGCCAAAGAGCGCGAGACACGGCUCGCCGAGAUCGAGGCCACGGAGGCAGCUGCACGGGAAGCAGACGACCGCGCGCGGGCCGACGAUGCCAAACUGAGGGCGGGAACGGGCGCAGGCGCCAUGACGUCGUCGUUCAGUACCAAUUUGCGCAAAAAGGUCGGCAACAUGGGUCUGGCCGAGAGUCUGGGACGCAGCCGGCAAGGACUGCAGCGAGACGAGGAUUAG